This is a messenger RNA of Cryptococcus amylolentus CBS 6039, 1296 nucleotides long. RefSeq lists its product as hypothetical. NCBI's taxonomy places the organism in Eukaryota, Fungi, Basidiomycota, Tremellomycetes, Tremellales, Cryptococcaceae. The transcript is spliced from 10 exons. Bases 34 to 1041 code for a protein of 335 amino acids. Gene Ontology annotation, cellular component: Rad51C-XRCC3 complex; Rad51B-Rad51C-Rad51D-XRCC2 complex; replication fork. The record is from RefSeq and is a predicted model, not a curated record. Gene Ontology annotation, biological process: DNA repair; meiotic DNA recombinase assembly; reciprocal meiotic recombination. Gene Ontology annotation, molecular function: ATP binding; crossover junction DNA endonuclease activity; ATP hydrolysis activity.
AUAUGUAUCUGUCUCUCACCCUCGCACCCAGCCAUGUCCACGCAGCCUCCUUCUUCCCUCCCUGAAUACAGUCUCUCAGCCCUUCCCAUACCGCGGUCUGUCAAGGUUGCUUUGGAAGAAGCAGGCUAUCGCACAACGCGUGAUAUCGAACUCAUGUCGGCCGAAGACUUGUCUGUCGAGCUAGCAAUAUCGACGUCCGAAGCAAAAUUCACACUGCAACAGGCAGAGGAAUGGCAAGGUCGGACCACACAUGGUGGAAUAGGGGGUAUGACCUCCCAGACAUCGCAAGCCCAUAUCCAGUCCGCAACAGCUGCCGAUCUUUUGUCAACCGCUACCCAACCUCAUUUUUCCACAUUUUCUGCUUCUCUCGAUGGCCUGAUUGGGAGAUUUGGCCUUUCAAUUUCCUCGGAAGCGGGGUCUUCUUGUAAAGGGAAAGAGAGAUUGCACACAGGCUCAAUAGUUCCUGGAAUGGUUGUUGAGAUAUCGGGACCACCUGGAGGAGGUAAAUCUGCCAUUGCUCUGGCGGUGGCACUGAGUGCCCGUGAAUCUGGCCAGAAAGAGACGGAACUGAACGGUCACUCGGAAGGAAAAGCGCACUCGGAAUCUGGGGAAGUUUUGAUCAUAGAUACGGAGGGCGCCAUGACUGCAGAGAGGUUGUACGAGGCCGCCUGGGCCGUUGUAGAAGAGGACAAACGACUGCCACAUGACGUGUUGCAAGGGAUCCAUCUUUUGCGGGUAUCCACGCAACAUGAGAUGUUGGCGCUUUUGCAUACCCUGGACGAAUGGUUGGAAUCACAUCCGAAGGUCAAUCUUGUCAUCGUAGAUACCCUGAGCUUCCACUUCAGACAGCUCAGUCUGGACAUCGCUGCGAAACGUCGGGCCAUGGAAUUAUCAAGAACAAUUAUAAGCAAAGCUGCUAUGGUGCAUCACUGCGCAGUGAUAGUAUGUAAUCAACUAGCGACAAAGCUCUUGAAUGCCGAGAACAAGCCCGCGAAUUUCGAUACGGGCGAUCGAGCCAUUCUCAUGCCUCAGCUCAGUUAGUCUUUAUGGAUUGGGCGCUUACGUGCUCAUGUCGCUUCGCAGGUGACUCGUGGGCUACAUCAAAAGCGCUGCGACUGGUCGUGUUUCGUGGAGGUGUCAGUGACGAGAUGCGGUAUGUAUAUGCCUCAAUGUCCGGAUCAAGCAAAACAGUGCCGUACGCUGCUUUCGAUAUCGACUCCAACGGUUUGCCCUGUGAUGUACCGGAAAUGCUCUAUCCAACAGCAUAGCACCAUUUAUAAUAUGUUUGAUAGCGUA